Messenger RNA from Drechmeria coniospora, 711 nucleotides. RefSeq lists its product as uncharacterized. Lineage: Eukaryota; Fungi; Ascomycota; Sordariomycetes; Hypocreales; Ophiocordycipitaceae. The record is from RefSeq and is a predicted model, not a curated record. The transcript has a single exon. The coding region runs from base 1 to 711 and encodes 236 amino acids.
AUGGAUCUCAACCUCAUCAUCAACGUAGCCGACGACGAGGCUUCCCGCAACGACACGGUUCAUCGCGUCAGCAGCCAGGAGCCUUCCGGCAAGUCCAGCUGCAGCGAGGCCAGCAGCGAGGCCAGCAGCGAGACCAGCAGCGACGAUGCGAACGACACGCCCACGAUUCCUACGCCGCCCACGCCUGGCGUUUUCGACAGCUACGAGAAAGUAUACGACUUUCUGCAGUCCUUUCAUCGCAACAACGGGGCCGGAAUCAUAAAGAGGACGAGCGGCAGGACAAGACACGACUUUGGCCAAGGCGAGCAACCCACUCGCAUCGUCUUCAUAUGCGACCGCGGCUUGCGCUACAUCUCCAAAUCUACCGGCCUCCGGAAGGUGACUUCCCAACGGACCGGCUGCCCGUAUUCGAUCACGGCGUUUGCCACCCAGAAAAUGGAAUGGAAGUGGUCGUAUCGGGUGACCAACGGUUCCCACAACCAUGGUCCGUCCCGCGAUCCGUCCGCUCACAACAUCCAUCGGCGACGUACAAAGGAGCAGAAGGAGAUUCAGCAAAUCAUUUCCAAGAGCAUAGGCACCGCGGCCCGCGACAUGGACUCCAUCAUUCGCGAGCAAUCAGAACAAGUAUAUACGUAUUUUCGCAUUCGGGACAUAUACAACGACCGCCAACGGAUCAAAAAAGACCUACGCAGGGACAGGAGCACGUCCUAG